AUGGUGACACUGACUCUCGCGGCCUACAAGCUGUGGAAGCCCACCAUAGCCUGUAUGGAGGUGGAACCGAUUGGCUCUACAGACCGCCAUCACCUAGCCAGGCUGCGAAGUUCGUCCACACCUCCCAUCACCUGGAGAGGACCCGACGGACGAUCAGAUAUGUCGCAGCAGCAGGUGAAAGAGGGGCUCAGAACGGCAGGGGCGGUUUUAUUCCUCAUCUCGUUCAUCAUCCUGUUGGCCGUCGCUGGGAAGCUCUGCGUGAAGCGCUAUCGGGCGGACGCGCCGCUAUUGACGCCGAAAUACCCAACGGAUCCGCCUAGAUCACCGACCUGA
Diaporthe amygdali is the source of this 333-nucleotide messenger RNA. RefSeq lists its product as uncharacterized. The record is from RefSeq and is a predicted model, not a curated record. Bases 1 to 333 code for a protein of 110 amino acids. Lineage: Eukaryota; Fungi; Ascomycota; Sordariomycetes; Diaporthales; Diaporthaceae. The transcript is spliced from 3 exons.